Molecule: messenger RNA, 3084 nt
Organism: Malassezia globosa CBS 7966
Lineage: Eukaryota; Fungi; Basidiomycota; Malasseziomycetes; Malasseziales; Malasseziaceae
Exons: 1
Coding region: 1-3084 (1027 amino acids)
Biological process (GO): protein import into nucleus
Cellular component (GO): cytosol; nuclear envelope
Molecular function (GO): small GTPase binding
Source: RefSeq, a predicted model, not a curated record
AUGAUACGCUUUAAAAAUGGGAUCAGCAAGUUCUGGCGCACACGCGUCGUUAACCGAAAAUCCGUUGUCAUUGAUAACGAACGGAAGGACCGGAUCCGCAAGCGCCUUCUUGACGUACUUCACGAGCCAGAUCGCUCAGUUGCUGUCCAGGGCGCCGUAGCCAUUGCACGCAUCGCACGCACAGACUGCCCGAAUGAUUGGCCAUCGCUCAUGCCCACGCUGCAGGCAACCAUCCAGUCCGCAGCGACGACCAUCCACGAGGCUGCUCUGCGUGGCACACUUGCUGAAACAGCGCGUGAAACCAUGAUUCUUCUGCAUGCGACAGAUACGCUACGGCAAUGUUUGAAAGAGUUCGAGAGGGUGCGCGUGCUUGCGGGCAAAAUGCGAAUGACUGAACUGGCUAGCGUGCUGAUGCCGACUCUCCAGCCAGUGCUGGAGCAAUUCUUCGCAGAUACCAUGGUGGCAUCGACGGUGCCAGAUAUAACUGCUUGGGCGCACACGCCUGGUGCAGCAGAGCGUGUGAGAGCGAGCCAUCUGCUUCUCAAAGUGCUGCAUCGGCUCGCCAUGUGUGACACAGGCAUCCUGGCAUCGCGUGUGUCUGAGGUGACACGACCGAACUUGGCCUACACAUUCUUCUCUUGCACACCGCGGCAGGUAUCUUGCCUUGCAGAGCGACGCGCAGCUAUGCUUGGUGUUGUGCAUGAUGUGCCUCUACUGUCGCAUGCGCUAACGAAACACAUGAUGGCGUACGCGAAGCUGCACCUAGCACUCGUCGCCAGGCUUCACAGCCAUGUGUCUUCGUGGCCCGUGUGGUCGGAGGUCAUGAUGUGGUACUGGGGCGUCCUGUCAGAUGCCGCACAAAAUGGCGGGGCAAGAGCUGCAUUGAGCCGUGACGAUGACGACGAACUUGCUGUGUACCCAUAUCGGUGGCUCGUGCUCACACUGUCCCUAUUGCAAACGACGCUAGGACAUUGGAAACGCGAGCGGCCUGCUGGGACCAUGUUCGUGGGUGACUCGGGCGCGCAGUUUGAAUUACAGCUGGCGGACGUGCUCAUAAAGACGUACUUGCGCAUGACACCAGCCGAUCUCGAGCGCUGGCAGGCCUCUCCCGAGCUUUUUGCUGUGGAAGAGGAUCAAGCUGACUCGGAGCUCGACAUCCGGCCAGCAGCCGAAUGUCUGCUUGCGGCACUUGCUCGCUGGUCCUACCGAUCAGGCAAGUCGGCCGCGUCGAGUUUGCCAACUGUGGCGGAAUAUGUCUGGGCGCAAUUUGAAGCAUCGGCCUCGUGGCCGUCAACGCUCGACGGCAUCAUUGCACGCGAUGCUGUCUACACAGCCGUAGCGCGCUGCCGGGACCAGCUGGAUCCCUCCAUGCUCGAGGCAGCCGACGAGGACGCACAACAAAAUACCUGCAUGACAGUAGCGAUUCAUGAGCGUUUGAUUCCAGAAGCGGCCACACGUGAUGCUGGGCCUGCGUGGCUCAUUCUCCGACGGCGCAUUGCCUGGAUGCUAUGGGAAUGGAGCGAAUACGUUACGAAGCCUGUGCGGUCUGGAGCAUACGCGUUGCUCGUACAGUUGCUCCAGCAGGCGCCAGGGUAUUCCGAUGCGGCAGUGCAUCUAGCGGCAGCACGCACGGUCGCUGCACUGGCUGACACGCUGGAUUUCGAUGAGAUGGAGUUCCUGCCGUUUCUGCAGGAUGCCCUCGCAGCGCUUGUAUAUGCGUUGUCGCAUGAACUUGAGGAAAUCGACUCGAUCCGCACGAUGGCCAAUGCACUCACUGUGGUCAUUGAGCGCAUGGGCCUUCAUAUCCAGCCAUAUGCAGCGAUGCUCGCCGAAUUGGUCACGACUCUCUGGGCGCGAGACGACCCGGAGGCGCGAGCUAAGCCGAGUCUGCUCGAGUUCCUAAGCAAGCUUGUCGACACAUGUGCGCCUGGUAUGGACGGAGACCUGCUUGUGCGGAUGCAUGCACUUAUUGCGCAUGUCGUGCAAGCGAGUUUGGCGCCUGCGUACGCGCCAUUGCUGGGCCAGGAUGCCUUGCUUCUUUGGGCACACACGAUGCAGGCGACACCGCGAAUGACGCCUGCUUUGAUGAAGCUGCUGUGCAUGGCACCGGAGCUUGUCGCACAGCCCGACUUUGGCUCGCUCAUGUGCCGAACUUGGGAAGACUACGUGCUCCUCGUACCCAACGAGAUACUGCACCACUUUGGUCUUGCUUUCUACGGUGCAUUGGCACCGAUUGUAGCUGAUCCGACCAGCUCCAUCAUCCUUGCUCCAUUGUGUGCCGUGCGGACUCACAUACGUACGCUGGAUGCCGCUGGCCUGUGUACGCUGGCCGAACAGCUACAUGUGACGGGCCUCGGCAGAGCUAUCAUCGAUACUCUCUACCGCGAUGAGACGUCCGCGGUGGUCCAGGCUUGUAUCUUGCUCAUUUCGCAGUUGGCUAUCAAGAUGCCAGCGCCUCACUUCCACGAGCUGGUCCGUGCAUGUGCACCGAAGGAGCCACCUGUUUGGCCGACGGUCUGCACGUGUAUGAUCAAAAAAGGCCAGGAUAUGGCGCUUACGAGGUAUCGAAAACUCGUGGCAUUGGGUCUCGCCAGCAUGCUAAAGGGCAGCAGCAGCAGCAGCAUCAGCGCUGAUGGGAGUAUGGCGCCCCACCCAGAUGCCUCCUUGCUCACAUGUAUCCCACGCAUCAUUGGCUUGUGGACUGAAGUGCUGGGAGAGGUCGUCGAAGACGAUAGCGGCAACUCGACUGUGUACAAACGUGAGCCUUCUCCUGACCGGCCUCUUGAUGCGAUGCAAGACGACUUUAUCCACAUGGAUCAAUGCGUGGGAGAAGCCACGUGGCAAGAGUCCAUGUCCCCUGGUGCAGAACGGCUGGAGGCCUUCCGUACCCAGGACCCUGCGUUCACUGUACCGAUCCGAGCAUUCUUGGCCGACACUCUGAACAAGGUGCUGCAAGCGAAUCCAGCGAAUACGCCUCAGGGGCUCGAACUCCAUCAGCAACUACAGCAGAUGGAUCCACUCGUGCUUGAUAUGCUGCAGCGAGACCUGAAUCAGCCGGCAGCAAAUACACAGAACCCAGCCUAG